UUUUUACCGCCGUACCGCCUUUUCCGUCAUACGGCGGUGUCAGCUCGACACUGCCGCUUGACGAGGUACAGAUCACUUUUACAGGCAGUCGUCCUGACCUUCUCUCCGGCUCCUUUCAGUCGUGCUUUCCGCCCACCAACGGGUUUUCGUCUCAUCCUCCUGUCAUACCUCUCUCGCUCUCUUUCGCAUCAACCACACGUCCUUCGCCUUCGAUCUCUUCCGUCUGCUCCGUCUCUUCUAAUUGUCCACUGAAAACCACCCUCACCACUACCACCUCAAGUAUGACGAAUGGAUUCGUGGCUUCUGCUUUCGGAGGGAUUCCCGGCAGCUUGAUCAACGGUGGCAGUAAAUAUGAGGAAGGAAGGGACAGCAUCAGUACUGCCAACACUUGCAAUGGCGUUGGCGGUAGCAGCAACACCAACCAAGUUUAUAAACUUCAUAAUGGCAACGGCUUGAGUAAAGUUCAUCACGUAAGAGGCCUCGAGGCGGCUGAUACAGAUACGACAACUACGACUGCAUCAAGUUUAAAGCUAAACUAUGGUUUGUCUUCCGAGGUGGUGCUUCGUGGCCAGCCAGAGGGCAGUAAGAUGGUAAUUUUUCAUUUAUAA
Molecule: messenger RNA, 608 nt
Organism: Protopolystoma xenopodis
Lineage: Eukaryota; Metazoa; Platyhelminthes; Monogenea; Polystomatidea; Polystomatidae
Source: the annotation of a GenBank genome assembly